This is a messenger RNA of Musa acuminata subsp. malaccensis (wild Malaysian banana), 2596 nucleotides long. Its product is annotated as peroxisomal fatty acid beta-oxidation multifunctional protein-like. Lineage: Eukaryota; Viridiplantae; Streptophyta; Magnoliopsida; Zingiberales; Musaceae. Gene Ontology annotation, cellular component: peroxisome. The record is from RefSeq and is a predicted model, not a curated record. Gene Ontology annotation, molecular function: (3S)-3-hydroxyacyl-CoA dehydrogenase (NAD+) activity; NAD+ binding. Gene Ontology annotation, biological process: fatty acid beta-oxidation.
GUCCACAAGCGCGCGCUCUUUGGCGUUCGAGUCGUCUCGUCGAUCGCCUUCUUCCUUCCUCCUCUCGAGAUCGAUUUCGAUCGGCGGAAAUCCCACGGGUGAAGUCGAAGAGACGCACGUUCUCGAUCCCUCGGGCUCGAUCUGAUGGCGGCCGUUCGAGUGACGAUGGACGUUGGGAGCGACGCGGUGGCGGUCAUCACCAUCCGCAACCCUCCGGUUAAUGCUUUGGCUCUUCCGAUCGUUGCUGGAUUGAAGGAGAAGUAUGCGGAGGCAAUGAGUAGGAGUGACGUCAAAGCAAUUGUCUUAACCGGGGAGGGCGGCAAGUUUUGUGGUGGUUUGGACAUCAAUAUUUUUGCUGCUGUUCAGAAAACAGGAGAUCUGUCACUGCUACCAGAUACAUCUGUUGAACUUGUGGUCAAUGUUAUUGAAGAUGCUCCAAAGCCUUCUGUUGCAGCCAUCCAAGGGCUUGCACUAGGUGGUGGUCUGGAGCUAGCGAUGGGUUGUCAUGCACGAGUUUCUACUCCCGAAGCUCAGCUUGCAUUGCCAGAAUUGGCUCUUGGUGUGGUUCCUGGAAUGGGAGGCACACAACGUCUUCCAAGGCUCGUGGGAUUGCCAAAAGCUAUAGAAAUGUUGCUGCUAUCAAAAUCAAUUAUUGCCAAGGAAGGGAAAGAAUACGGUCUUGUUGAUGCUAUUGCUUCACCUGAGGAUUUGCUGAAAACAUCACGAUUGUGGGCUCUGGAAAUUGCAGAGCAGCGUAAACCAUGGAUCAUUUCACUUCAUCGGACUGAUAGACUUGGUUCUCUUUCUGAAGCUUUUGAAACACUGACGGCUGGUAGGCAACAGGCUAAGAGGAUAGCACCUAAUGUGCCACAGCACAAGGCAUGCCUUGAUGCAAUUGAGGAAGGUAUAAAUUUUGGAGGAUAUGCUGGUCUUCUGAAGGAAGCAAAGGUUUCUAAGGAAUUAAUUUGCUCAAGUACUACAAAGGGGCUUAUUCAUGUCUUUUUUGCUCAACGUGCAACAUCAAAGGUACCUAAUGUUACUGAUGUUGGGAUCAGACCAAGGAAAAUAAAAAGAGUCGCCAUAAUUGGUGGAGGCUUAAUGGGUUCUGGAAUAGCUACUUCCUUGAUCUUAAACAAUACACCUGUUAUCCUCAAGGAAAUUGAUUCAAAUUUACUGCAGAAAGGACUGAAAAUGAUAGAAGCUAACCUUCAAAGCCUUGUGAAGAAAGGGUCGUUUACUAUUGAAAAGAUGAACAAGGCACUGCCACUUCUAACAGGUGUUUUGGAUUACUCAGAGUUCAAGAAUGUCGAUAUGGUUAUCGAGGCCGUUGUUGAAAAGGUUUCACUUAAACAGUCAAUAUUUGCUGAAAUUGAAAAAGCUUGUCCUCCACAUUGCAUUUUUGCAACCAACACAUCCACCAUUGAUCUCCAUAUUGUUGGUGAGAAGACUCAUUCUCAAGAUCGAAUUAUUGGGGCACAUUUUUUCAGUCCUGCACAUGUGAUGCCUCUGUUGGAAAUCGUUCGGACAGACAAGACAUCUCCACAAGUGAUCCUUGAUCUCAUGACCGUGGGGAAGACCAUUAAAAAAGUUCCUGUUGUGGUGGGUAACUGCACAGGCUUUGCAGUAAACCGUACAUUCUUCCCUUAUACCCAAGCAGCACAAUUCUUGGUUAAUCUAGGUGUGGAUUUGUUUAGAAUUGACAGAGUAGUCAGCAGUUUUGGCAUGCCAAUGGGCCCUUUUCAACUUCAAGACGUGAGUGGAUAUGAGGUGGCUUUGGCAGUGAAGGACUUUUUCGCUUCUUCCUUUAGGGGUCGGACAUUGGAGUCUGAACUGGUAGGAUUGAUGGUAAAACAUGGACGAAAUGGGAAAAAUAAUGGCAAGGGGUAUUAUAUAUAUGAAAGGGGACAGAACCCAAAGCCUGAUUCCAGUGUGCAACCUAUCAUAGAGGAAUGUAGAAGGCGUGCCAAUGUUAUGCCUGGCGGAAAGCCUGUUACUCUCAGUGACCAAGAAGUUCUGGAGAUGAUAUUCUUUCCAGUAGUGAAUGAGGCAUGCAGGGUCCUGGCUGAAGGGGUUGUGAUUCAAGCAUCAGAUCUUGAUGUUGCAUCUGUUCUUGGAAUGAGUUUUCCCAACUACAGGGGUGGUAUCGUAUACUGGGCUGACAGUGUCGGGUCUAGUAGCAUAUAUGAAAAGCUCAACAAAUGGACAGAGUUGUAUGGAAACUUCUUCAAACCGUCACCAUACUUGGAAGAAAGAGCCAUGAAAGGCCUGCCAUUGAGCAUGCUGCAUGUCGCGGAAUCACCGCAAAUGAAGGCUCGGAUGUAACUCCGCGAAGACCAUUGAGGUUGGUGAGUGCCACUGCAAUUUCGUUAGCUGCAGCUCUAAUAAACAGAACAAGUACCUGAUGAUAGUUUAGGGAUUUUGGUUAGCCAAACUACCAAGAAUGAUGCAGUAGGACUUGAGCCAUAUUUGUAUCAUCAUCCCCUUUUCACAACCUUUAUGCUGUUGUUUUUUUUUUUCCUUUCGAAAGAAACAUGCAACUUCUGUGUAUUCAAAAACUUGGCAGGAAGAUCUAUUUUGAGACAUUCAAGUUGGUUAA